AUGAGUUGCAGACAGACCUCAUCUUUCUGGAGCAGCAGAAGCAGCUGUGGAGGGGGCAUCGGAGGAGGAGGCGGCAGAGGGGGCAUCGGAGGCAGCAUUCGGUCUUCUUUCAGUCGCUCCUCCAGGGCUGGUGGAGGAGGAGGCCGCUUUAGCUCUUCUGGUGGCUUUGGUGGGGGUGGCUUUUCAGUCUGUGGCAGUGGAGGCGGUGGCAGCUUUGGCUCUAGCUAUGGUGGAGGGAUUGGAGGGGGUUUUAGUACAGGGAGUUCCAGCGGUAUGUUUGGUGGAGGUUCUGGAGGUGGCUUUGGUGGAGGUUCUGGAGGUGGCUUUGGUGGAGGUUUUGAAGGUGGCUUUGGUGGUGGCUCUGGAGGUGGCUUUGGUGGUGGCUCUGGAGGUGGUGAAGGCAGUAUUCUGAACACCAAUGAGAAAGUCGUCAUGCAGAACCUCAAUUCCCGUCUGGCCUCUUACAUGGAUAAAGUACAAGAACUGGAGGAGGACAACACUACCCUGGAGAAGCAGAUCCAGGAAUGGUAUUCAAAGAAGGGGCGGAGAGUCUUUCAGAAGGACUAUUCUCAUUACUAUAGCACUAUCGAAGACCUGAAGGACAGAAUUGUGGAUCUCACCGUGAAGAAAAACAAAACACUUGUGGAGACUGACAAUACUCGCAUGACUCUGGAGGACUUCAGAGUUAAGCUUGAGAUAGAACAGAACCUGCGCCAAGGGGUGGAAGCUGAUAUUAAUGGCAUGCAGAAGCUGUUGGAUGAGCUGCGCAUGGGGAAAUCUGAUCUGGAGAUACAGCUUGAUAGUCUGGAGGAUGAGCUGAAGGCCCUUAAGAAGAACCACAAGGAGGAGAUGAGCCAGCUGACAGGCCAGAAUGAUGGAGAUGUUAAUGUGGAGAUAAAUGUUGCUCCUAGCACAGAUCUCACUCAGGUCCUCAAUGACAUGCGUGAGGAAUAUGAACACCUCAUUUCUAAGAACCGCCAGGACAUUGAACAACACUAUGAGUCCAAGAUGACCCAGAUUGAGCAGCAAGUGACAAAUAGCGGCCAAGAGAUGGAGAGCAACAUGAAGCAAGUGUCCCAGCUCCAGCACAAUAUCCAGGAGCUGAACAUUGAGCUGCAGACUCAGCUAUCCACGAAAUCAGCCCUGGAGAAGGCUUUGGAAGACACAAAGAACCGCUACUGUGGCCAGCUGCAGCAGAUCCAGGAACAGAUCAGUGAGGUGGAGGCCCAGCUUGCUGAGGUCCGGGCAGAAACUGAAUGCCAGAACCAGGAAUAUAGCACUCUGCUCAGCAUCAAGACACGGCUGGAGAAAGAAAUUGAGACUUACCGAAAGCUCCUUGAAGGCGGCCAGCAAGACUUUGAAUCUUCUGGAGCUGGACAAAUUGGCUUUGGAAGUGGCAGAGGAAGACAAAGAGGAAGUGGUGGCAGCUAUGAAGGAGGAAGUGGAGGGAGCUAUGGAGGAGGAAGUGGAGGGAGCUAUGGAGGAGGAAGUGGGGGUAGCCAUGGUGGAAAAAGUGGAGGCAGCCAUGGAGGAGGACGUAGGGGCAGCCAUGGUGGAGAAAGUGGAGGCAGCUAUGGAGGGGAAAGUGGGGGCAGCUAUGGAGGAGGAAGUGGGGGAAGCUAUGGUGGGGGAAGUGGGGGAAGCUAUGGUGGGGGAAGUGGGGGCAGCCAAGGUGGAAAAGGUGGAGGUAGUUAUGGAGGAGGAAGCAGCUCUGGGGGAGGAAGUGGAGGCAGCUAUGGUGGAGGAAGUGGAGGUAGCCAUGGUGGAAAGAGUGGGGGUAGUCAUGGAGGAGGAAGUGGGGGCAGGUAUGGAGGAGGAAGUGGGGGAAGCUAUGGUGGGGGAAGUGGGGGAAGCUAUGGUGGGGGAAGUGGGGGCAGCCAAGGUGGAAAAGGUGGAGGUAGUUAUGGAGGAGGAAGCAUCUCUGGGGGAGGAAGUGGAGGCAGCUAUGGUGGAGGAAGUGGAGGUAGCCAUGGUGGAAAGAGUGGGGGUAGCCAUGGAGGAGGAAGUGGGGGCAGCUAUGGAGGAGGAAGUGGGGGCAGCCAUGGUGGAAAAAGUGGAGGUAGCUAUGGAGGAGGUAGCAGUUCUGGAGGAGGAAGUGGAGGCAGCUAUGGAGGAGGAAGUGGUUCUGGAGGAGGAAGCGGGGGUAGCUAUGGUGGAGGAAAUAGAAGGCCAUCUCAGUCCCAGUCCUCCUCAAAAUCUGCUGACUGCGAUGAUGAGUCACAAGACCACAAGAUCCGAUACUAG
Messenger RNA from Arvicanthis niloticus (Nile rat), 2244 nucleotides. It is a transcript of the gene Krt9, whose product is annotated as keratin 9. Gene Ontology annotation, biological process: intermediate filament organization; epithelial cell differentiation. Gene Ontology annotation, cellular component: cytoskeleton. The record is from RefSeq and is a predicted model, not a curated record. Lineage: Eukaryota; Metazoa; Chordata; Mammalia; Rodentia; Muridae. Gene Ontology annotation, molecular function: structural molecule activity.